Portunus trituberculatus (swimming crab) is the source of this 9349-nucleotide messenger RNA. RefSeq names its product Krueppel-like factor 6. The record is from RefSeq and is a predicted model, not a curated record. Bases 957 to 2033 code for a protein of 358 amino acids. The transcript has 5 exons. Lineage: Eukaryota; Metazoa; Arthropoda; Malacostraca; Decapoda; Portunidae. Gene Ontology annotation, biological process: regulation of transcription by RNA polymerase II. Gene Ontology annotation, molecular function: DNA-binding transcription factor activity, RNA polymerase II-specific; RNA polymerase II cis-regulatory region sequence-specific DNA binding.
UCGGGACAGAAGGGGCGGUGCAUCACAUUGUGCCUGCAGACAGUUCAGCUGCGGAUUGACAAAAGUGCCUUGAAGUGUGCGUGCGUGCGUGGUUUGCUUGUUGUUAUAGGGUUACACGUUUCUGCUGCCGCCGCCGUUGCUGUUGUACGUCUCCCUCAAUGAGUGGCGUCGAUACUCUCUGUCUGGGCGCCUGCACGCUAGCUGCCACGGCCACCGCCACUCUACACCACCACGGCAUCUGUGUUGCCGUCAGUCUCCACGCAUCGCCAGCAUCCAUAAUUUCUUUUCUUUAAUUACACAGAAGACUGUAAUGAAAUUAAUUGGCAGAAACAAGGCACACUGGCACUGUGUAGCUAACUCUUUAGCCAAUGAAAACUUUUUUUUAUGAUUGAGCGGGAAGAUAUCAUGGCUAUGAUUGGCUAGCGCUCGAGUCUAAGCUCCGCCCCCAACGUGAGCGCGAAGGGUCUCGUGUGUAGCGUACGCUGAGUGUGCUUGUUACCUUGGUGGAGAGAGGAUCUCUGUGGCUCUGGCGGUGUUUCUCAAGCGUCUGUGAGUCUGUGCGCCGGAGUGUUGUUGUGGUGGAUGAGUGUGGUGGUGGGGGAGAGUGGUGGCGGAGGGCGCGGAGACCCCCUGCGGGGAGUGGGCGAGUAGCCACGGCCGCAACUAGACUGGCUCCUCACCAUCAUGGAUGUAUUGCCCAACGGCGGCAUCUUCAAGGAGCUGCAGCUGGUGCAUGACACCGGCUACUUCUCCUCGGCAUGCAGCCUGGAGGAGCACUGGCAACAGGUACGUUGAGUGGGCUGCUUGCUCUGCUUUAGGGAUAACGGAGCAGCGAUGGAGAAAAUGCUCAUGGCCAGGAAAUAUUAGUGACCGUCUCAAAAAGGAACGUGAGCUUUUACUUUGGUACUGUGGAUAUUCACAGAGCUGCCUCGUAUCCUGCUACCAACUGCUACGAGAUGGAUCGCUACCUGAAGGACGAGCCUCGAGUAAAAGGAGGACGAAAGCUUGGUAGCUGCGAUAUCGACGCUUUCUACGAAGAGUUUUCUCACGACUCUCAAGCACAACCGGUGCGCUUCUACACCAAACUGGGUCGGCCCGUCAAAGGUGGCCGCAGUUCACGCUUUCUGGUGAAGGUCAAACCUGAAAUCCUUAGCGCAGAAUUCAACAUCAAGCGGGAACAUUAUGACCGCGAAACCUGCGAGAAGACAGACCACAUCAACUCCGAUGUAGUUGUCAAAGACGAACCAUUAGAGGACCUCGAUGACCCACUGAGUCAAGAUGACCUGUGUGGCUCAGAGCGAUCGCUCGACUCCGUGUCUGUGUCCUCUUCUUCCUCAGCCUCAUCUCUCGCCUCCUUGGAAGGUGACCUCGAUGCCCCCAGCAGUGUGGGUGCCCAGAGCCCCACUCGCGGUCGGUCCCUAGUCUCUUGGGCGUCAUCAGAAGAUAUGGCGACGGACGCGCGACUUGAAUCCGGUGCGCGACGCUCGUCAAGCACGUCGUUCUUCGGGGCGGCGAAGCUCCUAGCUGCCAAGUCAGCCCCCAACAUAGCCACCUUGACGCCACCCUCCUCCCCGGAGACGUCGCCAACCGCCCACACACCUACGCUCCUAAAGGUUCAUGCCCGCUCACAAGUGCCAAAGUAUAUCUCCUUCACCACCUCCUUGCCCCUCAAGACCAGUAACAACAACAACAGCAGUAAUCUAACACUGGGCGUUCGAGGCAUGGUGGGCGUCCACCCGCGGGCGGCAGACACUUCCCCAGACGCCAAACGCAGGGUGCAUAAAUGUCUCUUCCCCGGCUGUAAGAAAGUCUAUACCAAGUCCUCGCACCUUAAGGCCCAUCAGCGCACACACACCGGUGAGAAGCCUUACCGGUGUUCGUGGGAAGGCUGUGAGUGGAGGUUCGCUCGAUCCGACGAACUCACCCGCCACUUCAGGAAACACACGGGUGCCAAGCCCUUCAAGUGCCACCACUGCGGGCGCUGCUUCUCCCGCUCCGAUCACCUGGCACUCCACAUGAAGAGGCACCAGUGAGGUCGGCCAAAGUGUCCUGACCUUGAUGUUUAACCGCAACACUCACGAUAUCCCAGCACAGCAAGACCAGCACAAGAAGCACCAAUCUUUACCUCCCCGACGUCAGCGUCACCGCAUUGCUCCCCCGGGCUGGCAAUGAGCUUGUCUCCUUUCUGACCUCGGAACAACAGUGACCCCAACGUGACCUUUCUUUACUCUAGCUGAGUGACAUGUGAGGGAAGAUAACUAGGUUUGAGCGAGGGCCGCGCUCUGGACCCAACGAAGAGUGGACGCGUCAUGGGUUACUGGUGCCGUGAAAUCCAGAUUUUUGAAAACAAUAAAUUGCUAUUUCUGAACUAAAGUUAUAUAAUCUGGAGUUUUGUCAGCGGAGGAUGUAAUCUGUGGCCAUUAUGUCCAGAAGGUGCAUAGGGAGGGAAUGUUUAUUACAUACAGAAACUGACUGAUUAAAGAAAAUAUGGGCAUGGUUUGUCCCCAGAAACUCGUGUUAUUUUGUGUACAGUGUAGGUGGUAAGAUGGCCGCCGACGAUUGUGUGGUGGCAUAGUGUAGUGGAGAAAGAUAACUAAACGUUUACGUAUGUGAGUGGUUGCCUUCAAACAUACCAGUGAUCAUUUUCUUUGUACUGCAAGACUUUCAACAUUCUCAGAAAGUCACUUCAAUUCCUCGGAUACAAAACUAUAAAAUUCAAGUAAAGAAAAUGAUCCUCUUGUUGUCUUCUCUUUUUAUAUUUGAAUUUCAGGACAGAAAGUAACCACGAUUUAAGUUUAAAAAUGCUAGAUUUUAUCUUGAAAUGUACAAAACGUCUCGAUGUAUCGGUAAGGAUGCAUACCGUGUACUGUUGUAAUACUGGUGUCUAGCGCUGUACAUACAACAUUAAUGUAAGGAUUCUGUACCACUGCCAUGCUACUUGAGGCAAGGAAAAUAUCAAGUGUGUGAUUGUGGUAACUCCUCACUGUCUGAGUCUACCGCCCGUCACAUCAAAAACAUUCUUAUUCAGUUUGUGUUCAAAUCGACUUAUAACACUAAAUCUGUCUAAGCGAUGCAGGGAGGGUGUUCGCGGAGCUGAGGGCGAGGAGUGAGAUGACGCAAGGCAUCAAAGCCCCUUGAGAACUAUCUUCUUGACUUGGGUCCUCGAAGAGCGUGCGAGACGCUGAUCCGAGUAGUGGGUCAGGAGUAAUUCUAUUUGGGCUGUGGUGUUCCUGCGCCAGUCUUGCACCAGAUGACGCCCAAGGCUCCGGCAAGGUGACACACUCCUUGCCAUCACUGAGUGGUGUGGCGCCGGCUGGACUCAUACACACAACACUGUUUUUUAGAUAUCAUUCACAGUCCUCAAGAGCUCGCUGGUGAUAUGCAUUCAGAACAAUAUUGUUUGUAACAGUGACAAAGGAACGUAUUAUUUUUUAGAUGUGAGAGAUACAAGUCCCUUAGAGCUCUCUCCCUCUCUUGUCACAUCUCUUCUCGCGCCGAUAACAAUUCGUGUCUCAAAAAUAUACGGUCAGUAAUUGAAAAUAUACAUCAUUCAUAGAAAAUUCGUAAAAAAAAUCGUGUAUCAAACAUAAAGAAGAAAAAAUAAUAUACAACACCUACGUGCUAAACAAAUAUAUCAAAGAUAGUGUGCUUUGAAUUUUUGGGGUCGACUGAUGCACAAGGAUAACAGGUGCGUCUUUGCGAGCAGCCUGAAGCAGGACCAGGUGAGCUGCGUGCCUGGAGGACCUUCCUGACUAAAGGCGCCAUGGCAAAAUAAACAAAGGUAGAUAAAUUGCAUCACAGGAAGGAACGAGGUCGCGGUACAAACACGUAGACCAACAAGCAAAACAGAAGGAAAUGUUGCGAAACAUUAUAUGGAAAAAGAACAAAAUGAACAAGCGAUGAAAACUGGCUAAUACAGAUAGAUAUUUUAGAAGGUCCUGCAAAAGUAUUGUUCUUGAGGUGUAAAUAUCCACAUGUAGAGGAAAGCCAGUUCUAAAGACCUUUAAAUCACAAAACUGCGGUGACCUUCGAUCACGCCACAACCAUAGAAAAGUGGAACAGAAUACAGUGAGAAUCUGGUAAAAAUGCGUGAAAAAGAACAACUUGCCAAACAAUAAGCAGACACAACUAACCACGCAGCAGGACACACACACACACACACACACACACACACACACACACACACACACACACACACACACAGUGCCAGACCCACAACUACCCGCAAGGUACAGGAGCCAGCAAUACCCAGACAUAGCAAGCAUCGUCACACGCACGCCGGCGCUCAAAUCUGCAACUCUCAGCAACCAUUCCAUAACCCUGCCCUCGUGCCCUGCCCAAAGUGUCCUUUUUAUAUUUCAAAUUCAAUAUUUUUCCCCUUUUGAGUCUUGACGCUCAUUUGUUCACUCGCUAGUAACAAACGAUAUAAUAGCAUGUGAUUCGUAAUUAUUAAAAAUACUUAUUUGAUAUUUAGCCUAACGAAGAGUAGCUAAAAAAAACGUACAAUGACUUUUCCUGACAUUCUGAAUUUUUACGAUAAUGAAGUAAAAGUAAAAAAUGAAUAAAUUAUAUAUAUCACUAUAAAGUAAUAUAUACACUGAUCAAGCACGCAUCUCGACAGUUAUUUUUGUAUCGUUUUUAAUUUCACAUCUUCUCUAGCCCCGACGGUCUAGCGGGAGUGUUGUUAAGCCCGCCAGCAGCACAGCAGCACAGCAGCAGCCGCAGCCGCAGCCGCCGCAGCAGCAAGGCGAAUUUGGACACGCCCCGACCCCCUCCCUUACUCAACAGUUACCCAGUUCUCAUAUGGUGCUAAAGCCUGUCUCAUACCUCAGUAACUCCGCGCUAGGUAACAACAAAGAAAAAAAAAUGAUAUGCCGAAGGAAAUGCAGCAUAGUAUGUACAUGCAACAAAAUCCUCCUGGAGGUUAGAGCUACUCAGUCAGUCAGGCGGGAAGACGCCUCAAUACAUCACAUCUCGACUCCGGGAGGAUGAACGAACGCUAACAGUAUGCCGUUUGAUUCAUUCGCAACCCAGAACGUCAAGUCAUCACUAUUUUCGUGGAGACGCUGGAAAGCAAAGCUGUAAAUAUAUAUAUGUAUGUGUGUACCCCGCGGGAACACCGAGGCAACCACUACCCGCGUGUCCUCGGCUCCUGUUCUCCGCGACUUAGCGCUGAUUACUGGAGAGAAAGGAGGGACGGUUUUAUACUGUAAUAUAUAGAAGUAAGACAAAAUCCUUUACAGAAAAUGCAAUUAUCUUUCCGCUUUGGUCGACAAAAAAUAUUUUGAGAAGGGAUAUUACGUAUUAGACCCAUGAUAUCAGUAACUAGGAUAAAUAUAUAAAUGUAUAUAUUUAUUUUAAUCUCUUUUUGACACUUGGAAUAAAAUAAAAACUGAUGAGAAAACAAAUCUAGAAGUAUUAGAAAACAAAUUCGCUUGAACACGAACAGUUAAGUGUAAAAUAAACCCACGUACCCAAACAAGCGUAUCCAAGAGCGAUCAUUAAUGUGGCUGGUGAAGAUCCAAGUAAAUGUGUACCAUAGGACCUUAAAACUUAUAUAUAAAAAAAAGAAAGGGCAAAGUUCCAUCACUAUUACCAACACAUUACAUCACUUGCCAUUCUGUUCACUGGGGGCAGUCAUCUCCGGCAGGCAGACUGUUCACACGUGCUCACCUUCUCGGAUCACCGUUCAAUACCAACUUCAUCCAUGUUUGUUUUUGAGUUGAAAAGCAAACCUUGGCUUAUCUUGAUAUUGAUCUACUCACUAAUCAUCUAAAAAUCGUAUUGUCUGAUAAUACAAUUCUCUAUCACUUUUCUGAUAUUUGGAACGAGUACAACAGUGAACCGAGAGUGAACCCCAGACUUGUGUUUGUCAACAGCUGUGGUUCUGGAGCCUCGUCUCUGAACACUCUGGUCGCCGUGGACGCAACCACUGUCUUAGGAUUAAAGGAAAAAGUUAUUUGCGCUGUGACGUAAGGUAAAUCCCUGGAUCUGAGGGCAACAAAGUGUCACCCCAUGGUCAAAGAUAGUCACAGUUAUCACGAUAAUCUACCACACACCAAUAUGAACAAACAUGAAAACAUAAUAUAAAAAAAAUACCAGAAAUACAAAAUAAAAACACGUCAUUCCAUCCGCUGACGUCCUUGCUCAGUGCAUGUAUGACUGUGGGUUGUCAUUUUCUUUCCCCGCGGAGCCAGACUUUAGAUCAUAGGUCUGUAGCAUUUUAUUGAAUGUAAAAGAUUAACCCCACGUCUUCAGGGGUAGCUUAAGCUUUAACAAAACACUACAUAGCAUAUACAAGUUCUAUCUUCCCCCAGCUCUCUCUCUCUCUCUCUCUCUCUCUCUCUCUCUCUCUCUCUCUCUCUCUCUCUCUCUCUCUCUCUCUCUUUAAUCCAUCAUAGAGCCAAAUAUAUGUACCAUCGUAGAGCAUUUGCAUCAGGCAGCUUCACCUUGACCUGAUCUGACCUCACAACACCACUUCUUCCAUCAUUUACUUAGAUUGGCUAAAACUUCACGUCCAUUUACUUAUUAAGCUUAUCAUUUAUUUUCAGCAUCAAUUAAAAGUAAAACGAGAUUUUUCCGAUUAUUUCUUUCAUCAUGGUCGUUUAUUUUUGCUCAACCUUUCAACUCGGACAGGUCAGAGUAAAGUUGCCUCCAUACUGAAGCGGGGUCCCACAGCCCAUGUUCAGGCAGGAGACUUCACAGUACCUUAGGUCAGAGUAACGUUGGUCGAGGUUUAUGUGGAACACCCUCUCCUCCCUCCUCCCUUUACUGUGAAAACACAUGAAUGUACACACAAAAACUAAAAGAUAAAGUCAAUGAGGCUACAACUCCAAACAAGUGUGAAGAAGUAUGAAAAUUCUAGAUAUCUCUGUCACUAUUAGACUCCUUAUUAGAAUCCCUGUCACAGCCUGUUAUUGAUAUAAGCGAACGACAGUUGCUCAAAUCGUAGAUGAGACUUGUACAUGCUACCAUAACAGAGGGAACUGCGGGAGGCAUCAUGCGCCUCUCCUCGCCCUCCUCCCCCUACUCUCCCAUUGCUACCUUCCUCUUUCCGGGCAGGAAGGGGGAGUGAGUGCCUCCCUUUGAUCCCCUACCCCCUCCCAAAUCAAGGGGAAGAGAGCGGGAUUCAUUGGCUUCCCCGUCACCUCAUGAACCUCCUAGGUGCUGAGGAUCGCCUGCCCCCACUCCUCUCCCCCCUCUGCACGUCUUACAUCUUGACUCCUUCGCCUCGUGCAUCCCAGCUUCCGUGAGGCAGCGACAUUCACUAAACCGUGAGAACUUCAAGUAUAGAGUUUCAGCAUAUCGUAAAAAAUGCUUUGAGUCAUUUUCACUUGCUUUUCGCAUAUUCAUUACGUAAAUUUCAUUCUGAUGCACCAAAACGCGACGUGGCAGUAAACAUUAUAAAUAAAGAUUUCUGUUACUAUUUCUAUUUGUUUUAGUUUAAUUUUAGUCUGCGAAUGCACGGAUACAGAGUAAAUAUUUAUGUUAUAAGUGCCAUGCCAUCAUCUCGGCAGUUGGGAUCCACUUGCGUCUUCUCCAGUUCUAUAUGUAAAUACAGUUCUUCUACUUUUAUUACCUUUUCUACUAAAGAAAAUAGAAAGGAAUUUAUGUUUGUAUUUAAAAUGAAUUCUAAAGAAGCAUUUAUAAUUAGAUUCUCUUAGGUAGUGUUCUAUAGAAAUAUAAGGUAGUAGGCGUAGUCCUCUAGAAUUGUGUAUUCUGUUUUGUUUGCCUUGAUUUUAUUGUUAGUUUAUUUGGAAUGCUACAUCGAAGAGCGAUAAAUUGCGACGGCUUGCCUUUACUUAUUUUAUAAAUGGGUACAAUGCUUCAGUGAUCAAUUAUACCGACGUCAGCCUGAGGGAAAGCAGCAGUGGAAGGCUCUGUGCUGCUCUUUCCUUCAGCAGAGGUACUGUUUACAUUGGCUAGUCUGGCCCGGCGGCGGCGCGGGACACAAGUUCCCGGGGCCUGUCAGGUGUCCGAGCUCCUUCAUCUGAGUUACAAGUGUUAGCAACCAAUUUCUUAAUCAGAAUAUGGGGAAGGGGAGAGUCAGGAUGAAAAUUACUAAUGUUUCAAAACGAAAAGGUCCCUCAAAAUUCUAAUGACAUUACGAAGUUGUGCUUCCUCUCUGCAUAUCACGUAAUUUCGUCUUUAAGGUUAAGGAUCCCUACACGACACUAACUAGAGAAGUAAUGUGAACGAUUCCAUAAUCUAUGGCGGGUCCUUGUCCCACACAUGGGCCUGACGGGCGGUCCUGCUCCGUGGUGAAGUAUUGAAGAGCUAGACAUGUGUGCUUAGUAAGGCAGGAGCUCGGCGCCCGGGGGACUCCGCCGCCGCCACCCCCUGUCGCGGCCUCAACAGUAGAGUGACGAUGAAACAAUGGAGUUUUGACAGUUCUGUGAUGUUUAGAGAUUGUUAAGAAUCUUUUUAGUGUGAGAGCAAUUGUGAGUUGGGUGAUUAUAUAAAUGUAUCUUUCAAAACAACCUCAAGAUGUAAUUCACUAUAUAUUCGUAUGUACCUAUAUGGAUAAGCUAUAUACGAUUAUAUGAUGGAUAUAGAGUCCCCAUCGGCCUUAGUCAACACAAGCAAACGCAACAAUCACCUCUCUCCCUUAGAACUAAAAAAUUUCGUUGUAGACAACUUUAGAUUUAGACACUUUAGGUCAGAUCAUUUUUUCUUUCAUUUAUCUGGCCUCACUGACCUUCAUAUUGAGAAAACCGUGUGUGUCCCGAUGAUGACGACGAUGACCCAGACGCCGCCAUGAGGGCCGGGUCGCGCGAGGCCCCCGCUACCCGCCUCGCCCCGGCCCUUGCAGCGCCCCACAGGAAUCAAAAUAUAUUCACACACUUUUUAGGGACUGCAUAACAAAAAAAAUAUAUAAAAAAAAUAGAGGAACAUACUUUUUUGAAAUGCUUUAGUGCUGUAUCAUACAUAUAUAUUUUACAUUUGUAUAUGAAACUUACAUACCAAGAGGAAAAAUAAAAAAAAUUGCUUCUAGCCAAACCGGAUUGUAUAAGCUCCAAGUGUUGAACUUUAGUGUUGAAUCCCAUAGAAAUAAAAUAUGUGAAGGAAAUCAUUCUCCAGUACCGAAAAAAAUAUACACUACGGACGCUACGGGGAGUGUGGGGGGCGGGGCUCCCCAGGCACGAUAGGAGGCGCCCCCCGUCAACCCCACGUUGACUCAAGCCAAGCAUUGUUCCCAAAGACUUGCAAAUGAUAAAAAAAAAAUAAAGCUUGAUUAGAUGUUUGUUACUGAAACUUUUUUGAGACAAGAUGCGCAGUGUAAAAUGUUUACAACCAAUGAAAAAAGCUGUGGUAAAGUGAUUACAUUGUAAUAAAAAAAGUUAAAAUG